AGGAUCAAAAUCAACCACAAUCGAUUGGUUUGGACUAGUCAGGUUAGGGCAUUCGCUUUCAACUCUAAGAUCCGCAGCUUUAGCAUUCGCAAUCUGUGGGUAAGUUGAUUCAAAGGUAAUGGAGGGUGGAGUUGGAGGAGGAGCGGUGUCGGAGAAGCGAGAAGGAGAAGCUUCCUACACUUAUUGGGUGAGGGAAGCGAGGGAGGAUGCGGCACCGCUACCUGUUCCUCGCAAGCUCACCCCCGACGACCUUCUCAACUCUCAGCCCCCCACCCUAGGCUCCGUUUGGAAUCGGGCUGGGACUUGGGAGGAGAAAAACCUAAAUAAAUGGGCAUCUGAUAGAAUCAAGGAGUUACUUAUAUCGGUGGGGUCCUUGGAGUUCCCUAGUGGGAAAGCCGAAGUAUUGGACGUAUCGAAAUGCAUAGGCGAUGCAUUUUUGGUGACUGUGCGGAACAAGAAACGUGUUGGCUACACAUAUGAGUUAACAUUGAAAUUCAAAGGGGAGUGGUCGAUUAAAGAAGAAAAGAAGAUGGUCAAGGGCCAUAUUGAUAUACCGGAGUUCUCUUUUGGUGAGCUGGAUGACUUGCAGAUGGAAGUAAGAUUGAGUGAAGAGAAGGAUCUUCCACACCAAGAUAAGUUGCGGAUUUGCCACGAUUUGAAGCUAUUUUUGCAGCCUGUACGUGAAAAAUUGCUUCAGUUUGAACAGGAAGUCAAAGAUAGAUAGAAGAGGCACCAUUGUUUUUGUCUAUGACGGAACCCAUGGUUUUUAUCACGGCUGGUGAACUGUAGUUGUAUUUUUAAUCUCUAACUGCAAACCUGUUUUUCAAAUUCGUGUAAUGGAACAUGAGGCUCAUAAGGAGGCGAAACUUUUAAGUUUUUCCUGUGUCGCUUUAGUUAGUUCUAAAAGCCUAAGAUAUUACUUGGACAUGGUGAUAAACUCUGUGGGGAUGCAUCCUACAAUUAGUAAGAGUAGCAAUCUUUCAUGCA
Messenger RNA from Juglans microcarpa x Juglans regia, 987 nucleotides. RefSeq lists its product as uncharacterized. Gene Ontology annotation, cellular component: cytosol. The transcript is spliced from 6 exons. Gene Ontology annotation, biological process: protein folding; positive regulation of ATP-dependent activity. Bases 119 to 724 code for a protein of 201 amino acids. NCBI's taxonomy places the organism in Eukaryota, Viridiplantae, Streptophyta, Magnoliopsida, Fagales, Juglandaceae. Gene Ontology annotation, molecular function: ATPase activator activity; protein-folding chaperone binding. The record is from RefSeq and is a predicted model, not a curated record.